Messenger RNA from Cryptomeria japonica (Japanese cedar), 1899 nucleotides. RefSeq lists its product as uncharacterized. The transcript is spliced from 3 exons. The record is from RefSeq and is a predicted model, not a curated record. Lineage: Eukaryota; Viridiplantae; Streptophyta; Pinopsida; Cupressales; Cupressaceae. Gene Ontology annotation, biological process: mRNA 3'-splice site recognition; generation of catalytic spliceosome for second transesterification step. Gene Ontology annotation, cellular component: post-mRNA release spliceosomal complex; post-spliceosomal complex; Prp19 complex. The coding region runs from base 346 to 1233 and encodes 295 amino acids.
UAUUUAUACGAGGUUUUUUCAUUAACAGGGAGAAAUCAACAAACAAAUGUGAUCUGUACCUCGCGAUACAAUUUGCAAGACUGGUUUUAUAUAUCACCAUUUUUUCUUCGAACAUUCUGCAACAAAAUUCCCCGAGUUUUUUUUACAGAGAAGGAGCCACUGCGAAAAUUUCUCCCUCGUAUUCCAGACACAGGAACUUCCGGUGAAUUUAUAAGAUACAGAGGAGUGGCUAGCUGUAGCGACACUGCCAGUGACAGUUAUCGGCAAAAUUGGGAGUUGAGUUAGAGCGUUGACAGGUCUUUUGCGUUUUAGGGGCACACACAUUUUUUUUUCCUGUAAGGAAAAAUGGCUCGUAAUGAAGAGAAAGCACAGUCUAUGUUGAAUAGGUUCCUGGCCUUUAAAAAUGAAGAAAAAAAGAAACCCAAGGAGAGACGUCCAUAUUUGGCCUCGGAGUGCCGAGACCUGGCAGAAGCAGAUAAGUGGCGACAGCAAAUAAUUAGAGAGAUAGGAAGGAAGGUGAUGGAAAUUCAGAACCCAGGUCUUGGUGAACAUCGGCUGCGAGAUCUUAAUGAUGAAAUUAACAAGUUGAUCAGGGAAAAGGGGCAUUGGGAAGCUCGGAUUAUUGAACUCGGCGGUCCAAAUUAUACAAAGGCGGGAGCAAAGAUGACAGAUUUAGAAGGAAAUGAAGUUGAUGUACCAAACCCCAGCGGUAGGGGUCCAGGUUACAGAUAUUUUGGGGCUGCCAAACACCUACCUGGUGUGAAGGAGCUGUUUGAAAAGCCUCCAGAGGCCAAGAAGAGGAGAUCCAGAUAUGAAAUUUACAAGCGUAUUGAUGCAAGUUAUUAUGGCUAUAGGGAUGAAGAGGAUGGGAUUUUAGUGAAAGUUGAGCGUGUUGCAGAGGAGGAGAUGCGGUCUAGGGCACUGAAAGAAUGGCAGAGAAUUGAGGCCAUUAAGAUUGAAGCAAGGAAGACAGUCAAGAGCGGUGAGGUUGCUGCAGUUAAACCUAUCCUAUUUGAAGAAGAGGAGGAUAUCCCGGAGGAGGAUAAACAAGGUAAAGAAAACCAACAACAGAAAGAACGAGAAUUCAUUGCACAUGUGCCUCUUCCAGAUGAAAAAGAAAUUGAGCGAAUGGUUGUGGAGAAGAAGAAACAGGAGCUUCUUAGCAAAUAUACAAGUGAAUAUCUUUUGGAAGAACAAGUUGAGGCUAAGAAAAUGCUUAAUAUUCAGCGAUAAUAUGGGUAAAGUCUUUGAAAUUCACUUUUAUCAUAGGUUCAAGUUUCAACUGCAUGCAAAAUUUCAAAUGAAGAAACACCCUAUGAAAUAUGUUGCUGUCCUUUGAUCUGCCUAGUGCAGAGACUGCUAAAAAUUUUUGGGGCAGCAUUCGUUCAGAAAUACAUGAUAGUAUUUUAUAACAUCUUACUCGAUCUCAGAUUGUCUCAUUCAAUGGCGAUGGUAUGCAACACUCACUAUUUUAUAGAAGUUCCUUCAAUAUUUUUUCCUGUUGUUGGUCCCAGCAAGAAUGCAAGGAAACUUCAGAAUGAUCUUAUAUCUUCAAUGCUGCAUAACCAGUUAUAGAAGUUGAUUUGAAGGUGGAUAUUUGAUGUAUUUGGUCAAUGUAUUGGUUAUCUAAAAAUAUCGCUUCUGUGGCACCCACUCGAAUGGCAUGACAAUUAGCUAUUGGAAUUGGAAAGAGGCUGUUGGAAGUCCAAGUUUUCUGCUAUCGUCCAACCCCUUCUGUGGGAAGAUUCGUUGUUUUUCCGGGCAAAUUCAUGUGUUGCUUUACCUGUUUUUGAAUGGAGAAAGCUUUAAACAUUUUGGCUCUGUUCGAUAAUUUCUAUUGACAUCCAUAAACAUAAUUUGUAGCUUAAAAAGGAGCAUUUUCAAGUUUUCUUUUGAAUA